AUGGAUUCUAUCCGCAGACGAGCCUCCAGGCUCAGUAAGAAGCUUGAAGUCCCCGUCGACGAGAACUUAGGCGGACAGACAGCUACGCCUUGGAACAAUCGUGAUCUUGCGCCGCUCCCUCCAUCGAGACGUACAUGGACGGUAUGGGGGUUCCUAGGAUUCUGGGCCGUCAUCCAAUUAAACACUGUCGGUUGGCAGACCGCCAGCUCAUUGAUCUCACUAGGCCUCAGUGUUUGGGAGGCGAUGAUUGUAACAAUCAUCGCAAAGUUUCUGAUCGCCGGCGUCGCCAUUGCCAACGGCUGGUGGGGAGCAGUGUGGCACGUUGGCUUCUCUGUGGGAAACCGUGCAGUCUGGGGCUUGAGAGGGUCGUACCUUGCUCUAGCCCAGAGGAUAAUGCUCUGCCUGGUAUGGUACGGAGUUCAAGCCUGGAUCGGCGGUCAAAUGACCGGAGUCAUGCUCUAUGCAAUGUUUUCUGGCUACAGACAUAUCCCCAACACGUUCCCGGCCAGUGCUCACAUGACGACCCAGCAAUUCGUUGGCUUUGUCGUGUUUCUCUGCUUUCAAUUUCCUUGCUUGUUGAUUUCACCCGAGCGGACGGCCAUACUCUUCAGAUGGGCCAACAUCCUCACGGCGGUCACCAUGUUCUCAGUGACCGUUUGGGCUCUGGCGACCGCUGGCGGUGGAGGACCGUUGCUGGCGGCGAACAGCACGCUGACCACGACGAGCGAAAAGGCUUGGGCUGUCAUCCGCGGCAUAACCACGGUCAUAGGGUCAAUCGCCGUGUCACUCACCAACCAGAGCGACUUCAACCGGUUCGCGAAGACUCCCGGAGCUCAAAUCCCAGGUCAGAUAUACUCCACCGUCAUCGUCGGAGCUCUGGUCACUCUCAUGGGAACCCUCACCACGUCCGCCGCCCAGAAGAUAUACGGAGGUGAGUUGCUCUGGUCUCCCGCCGAGCUCGCCCUACGCUGGAUGGAGGAUGGGUACACCGCCAGAUCCCGCGCGGGGGCCUUCUUCGCCGGUCUGGGGUUCUUCGUCUCUCAACUGAGCAUCAACACCGUCGACAACGCGUGGCCGGGAGGAUUCGACCUCGCCGCCCUGUUCCCACGGUGGAUCAACAUCCGUCGCGGGGCCGUCAUCACGUUCGUGUUGGGUAUCGCGAUCAACCCUUGGCAGCUGGCCGACACUGCCAACACCUUCAUCAACGUCCUCGACGGCUACUCGGUGUUCCUGGGACCCAUGGUCGGCAUGAUGGUGUGCGACUUUUGGGUGAUUCGUGGUCGGAAAUUCAAGCUCUCGGACCUGUACACCGCGGACGAUUCCUCUAUUUACUGGUACAACCGUGGGUUCAACUGGCGGGCGUACGUCUCGUGGCUGAUCGGUAUCGCCCCCGCCCUUCCAGGCUUCAUCAACGCCGUCAACCCUUCCAUUCACGUACCAAAAGGGGCACAGGAGAUAUUCUACCUCGCGUACGUCGAAGGGUUCGCACUGUCGUUUCUGGUGCAUUAUGUUCUGAAUCGGCUCUUUCCCGUUCCAGGAUUGGGUGUCAUUGAUGAACAAGACAUUUUUGCAACGUUCACGGUCGAGGAGGCAGCCAAGCUGGGCGUCACCCCCCAUCCUCGCUUAGUCCUCCCCGGCUUGACCGUCGAAGAAGCAGAGCCGGUUGAAGUGGAGCAACCGAAAGGGGUGACGGUUGUCAGUAAUUGGGAAAAGGCAGAUGCCUCGGGGCAGGAAUGAGACGUGAUCGGCAGGAAAUGCCGCCUUCUCCCAGCAAGAGUGGCUCCGAGGAAUCGCUGAGGCAUCUUGAAGACUUGGAGGCCCGCCGUGAGCAGUUGGGCCGAUCAAUGACUGCCCGACUGAGACUCUCAUGAUCCAGUGUGCCC
Messenger RNA from Exophiala oligosperma, 1883 nucleotides. RefSeq lists its product as uncharacterized. Gene Ontology annotation, cellular component: plasma membrane. NCBI's taxonomy places the organism in Eukaryota, Fungi, Ascomycota, Eurotiomycetes, Chaetothyriales, Herpotrichiellaceae. The record is from RefSeq and is a predicted model, not a curated record. Gene Ontology annotation, molecular function: nucleobase transmembrane transporter activity. Gene Ontology annotation, biological process: nucleobase transport; transmembrane transport. Bases 1 to 1737 code for a protein of 578 amino acids. The transcript is spliced from 2 exons.